CUUUUUUUUUGGGAGACGGAGAUUUGACGGCAACCCUCGCAAAACUUACACUCAAAAUGGGCAAACGAGGCGGCAAAAAGGGAAAUCGCGGCGGCAAAGGUGGCGGCGGCCGUGGCCGCGCAGAGCGCUCCACCAAUUGGCAAGAUAUCAGCCGUACCAACGAGAAGCUCGAGAGAUACUACAAUGAGCCGGAAUUCAUCCCAGAGGAGGAGAAGGAGGAAUUUUGGAAUGCGAUCAAGAGAGAUCUGCCCAACAGCUUCCGUUUCACGGGCUCGCGUGGACACGCGCUUGCUGUUCAGGAGCGUCUGAAGGAUUUCUAUGUCCCCCAGAUCACCUCCAUUGAGUAUGAGGGCCAGCCGGUCGAACCGCCACAGCCCGUGUCGUGGUACCCAGAUCAACUUGCUUGGUCGAUGACUACCCCCAAGCAGGUUAUUCGUCGCCAUGCCCCCUUCGCUUCCUUCCAGAAGUUCCUUGUCGCUGAGACCGAAGUCGGAAACAUCAGUCGCCAGGAGCUGGUUAGCAUGAUUCCCCCGCUGCUUAUCGAUAUCCGCCCCGGAAUGACUGUUCUGGACAUGUGCGCUGCACCGGGAAGCAAGUCGGCACAGCUGAUGGAGGCUCUCCAUGCCGGUGAAGAGGAUACUAUUCUGCAAGCUGCUAAGGAAGUCAAGGAGGGUACUGCUGGACCUGAGCCUCUGGGUCCCGAGGGCUUGAAUGAUGAUGGUCGCACUACCGGUCUGUUGAUCGCCAACGACAGUGACUACAAGCGUGCGCAUCUCUUGAUCCAUCAGAUGAAGCGUCUGAGCUCGCCCAACCUCAUCGUGACCAACCAUGACGCUACUAUGUACCCCUCUAUCAAGCUUCCUCCUCUCCCUGCUCCCGAGGGCAAGCGCCCUCUGAACCGAUACUUGAAGUUCGACCGCAUUCUUGCAGAUGUCCCUUGCUCUGGUGACGGUACCGCUCGCAAGAACAUCGGCGUGUGGAAGGAUUGGAGCCCCUCCAGUGCUUUGGGCCUUCACACUACGCAAGCUCGCAUUCUGGUCCGCGCCUUGCAGAUGCUCAAGGUUGGUGGCCGUGUUGUGUACUCCACUUGCAGUAUGAACCCCGUUGAGAACGAGGCUAUCAUUGCUAGCGCAAUUGAGCGCUGCGGUGGCGCUGCCAAUGUGAAGAUCAUUGACUGCAGCGAAGAGCUGUCCGGUCUGAAGCGCCGGCCUGGUCUGAAGACCUGGAAGGUUAUGGACCGCGAAGGCCGUAUCUGGAACAGCUGGAAGGAAGUCAUGGAGCAGCGAGAGCAGGAGCCCAACACCAAUGGCUUGGCCCGUCUGUCCGAGGGAAUGUUCCCUCCUUCUGGAGAGACUGCCGAGCUGCCGCUCGAGCGCUGCAUGCGUGUUUACCCCCACCUCCAAAACACCGGUGGCUUCUUCAUUACUGUCCUCGAGAAGAUCUCCGAGAUCAAGGCCAAGCCUGAGAACGCGGGUAGCGUCAUUCCGCUCCUGCCCAAGGGCUCCAUUGCAGCUCUUGCUGCAGAGCUGGACUCGCGCAACAACAACGAGAAUGAAGAGCCUUACCAGAAGCUGGAUUCUCUGGAUGACCUUGUCCCUGCCGACGCUGAGGUUGAGGCUGAGAUUGCGAAGAAUGCAACUGUCGCCGAGGCUGCCAACCAGCCCCCGUACUCGGUGACACUUGAUGCUGCGCAGAAGCGCGAGGCCGAUGAGCUGGAUGAGGAGCUUCCUGCUAAGAGGACGAAGCUUGACGAUGGUACUGAGGUUCUGGUUGGUGAUCGUCCCAUCCACCGUCCUGCCCCGACUGUCGAGGUCGAACACAUGCAGACCUCGACUGAUACUACUCCGGCACCCACCGCCCGAGCCCAGGGCUUCAAGAAGAAGGCUGUCCAAGAGGAGCCUUACAAGUAUCUGGACCCCAACCAUCCCGAGCUGGUGCCAGUCUACGAGUUCUUUGAACUGUCAGAACGCUUCCCCCGUGACCGAUGGAUGGUGCGCAAUGCGGAGGGCCAGCCUACACGAACUGUUUACUACACCAGCGCCCUCGCUCGGGAUAUUCUCGUCAUGAAUGAGCGCUCUGGCAUGAAGUUCGUCCACUGCGGUGUCAAGAUGUUUGUGAAGCAGGAUGCACAGCGCGAGAACGUCUGCCGCUGGCGUAUCCAGACGGACGGAUUGAAGAUCAUCGAGCCUUGGUUGGGUGAUGUCCGCACCGUCACCUUGACCCAGCGGGAGACCCUGCGUCGCCUGCUCAUUGAGAUGUUCCCCAAGGUUAAUGACAAUGGCUGGAAGCAGCUCGAUGAGAUUGGUGAGCGUGUCAAGGAUAUCCCUAUGGGCUGCAGUAUCUUGCGCAUCGAGCCCAGCGGCAAGGAGGAUGGCCUUACCGAGCGCAUGGUUCUGCCCCUCUGGCGCUCCCUGCACUCUAUCAACCUGAUGCUUCCUAAGGAAGAUCGCCGCGCCAUGCUCCUGCGUAUUUUCAACGACUCCACCCCCGUCAACAACAACUCCAUUAAGAACCAAAAAGGCUCGCAGAAGCAGGUAGAGAUUGUCCUCGAUGACGUCGACACAGAUGUCGUUGAUGCCUCUGAUGCCGUUGACGCCAUUGAGCCUCCCGCCGCGAUCGAGGACGACCUCCUGAAGAAGGAGAACCUUGCGCUGGGUCAAGAUGAGCAAGAGCAGGUUGACACGCGGGAGACGUACACCAAGGCCGGGGAUGAGGAGGACCGAUUCAAUCAGACUGUCUAGUGGGCGGAUCUAAGUUUGAGAGAUGGCCGGCAGUUAUGAUUUACUUUAUUUUUGAUUUGCGUGAUCUUCUACCAGGGAGCGAGCGAGCUCACCGAAUGUACUAAAAAGCAAUACCAUGGAGAUUUACCCGUUUGAGAGAGAGAGACAGUCUGAGACCGAGAUUAAGUCUAAACGAAUUGCUGUCUGGGUUUAGGCCUUGGGCUUGUUAUGUAUGUAUAUUAUGCAAGGCUUAAGUCCGGAGUGGCGGAGUCUGUUCUUGUUCCUGAUGCAAGGGUCCAAAAGUACUUCUUGACAAGACUACGAGAGCCAGAAAUACCCGAAAGCUUGGUGGGCAUUCGAUCUGCAUUGUAAGAUGUCUUCGGG
Messenger RNA from Penicillium subrubescens, 3104 nucleotides. RefSeq names its product tRNA (cytosine-C5-)-methyltransferase. Gene Ontology annotation, molecular function: tRNA (cytidine-N5)-methyltransferase activity; tRNA binding. Lineage: Eukaryota; Fungi; Ascomycota; Eurotiomycetes; Eurotiales; Aspergillaceae. The record is from RefSeq and is a predicted model, not a curated record. The coding region runs from base 57 to 2741 and encodes 894 amino acids. Gene Ontology annotation, biological process: tRNA methylation. The transcript is spliced from 4 exons. Gene Ontology annotation, cellular component: nucleus; cytoplasm.